UACAAUAAACAGAGGCCACACGCGCCACCACUUGUCCGUUGGUCAACUAACACAGAGCACCGCCUUCUUAUCUAGCAGUUUUCUUGCAUCUAAAACGAUAACACUGAGACGGAUAUGUGGAGGAGUGAGUGAUGCCUGUGGCCGGGACAGAGGGUUAAAAAAACACUAAAGAAAAAUGUCUGCUGCCGUCGAUGUUGCUCCUCUUCUUCUUCCCUACAGAGACAGAGACAGAGACAGAGACACAGGCUCAUCCAAUGAGAUCCAAAGUCUUGUUCCCUCCGUACCAUCCAACGGUCCGGGUGCAUCGACACCUAGUCAACGCCUCGCCUCUCUCGACGUCUUCCGUGGCCUCACAGUCGCGUUGAUGAUUUUGGUUGAUGAUGCUGGAGGAGCUUUCCCAUCGAUUAAUCACUCUCCGUGGUUCGGUAUUACACUUGCGGAUUUUGUAAUGCCAUUUUUUCUUUUUCUUGUUGGCGUCUCUAUCAGUCUAGCAUUCAAGAAAAUUUCUAACAAGACAACCGCCACAAAGAAAGUCAUGCUUAGAGCAAUAAAUCUCUUUCUCCUGGGGUUGUUACUGCAAGGUGGGUAUUUCCAUGGGCGUAACCAUUUAACAUAUGGAGUUGAUGUUGGCAAGAUACGUUGGCUAGUGUGCGCAUAUAAUCUUCAGAGGAUAUCAAUUGGAUAUUUGCUGGCUUCAAUCUCGGAGAUCUGGCUUGUUAACAAUAUCAUGGUUGACUCACUGGCUGAUUUGGCUAGGAAAUACUACACUCAGUGGCUGUUUGCUAUUGGAUUGUGCUCAUUAUACAUGUGCUUUCUGUAUGGCCUUUCAGUUCCAACUUGGGAAUAUGAAGCUCCGAGCAUGAAUUUGUCUGGUUUUGCUUCUGGUACUCAAAUUGUUUAUUGUGGAGUGAGGGGUAGUCUUGAACCUCCUUGCAAUGCUGUUGGUUUUAUUGACCGAGUUAUUCUGGGUGAGCAUCACCUUUAUCAACAUCCUGUUUACAGAAGAACAAAGGAAUGCAGCGUAAAGUCUCCUGACUAUGGACCUCUACCACCUAAUUCUCCUCAGUGGUGCCUUGCACCAUUUGACCCAGAGGGAAUCCUAAGUUCUCUGAUGGCUGCUGUUACUUGUUUUGUGGGAUUGCAUUUUGGGCACAUACUACUGCAUUUUAAGGACCCAAAACAGAGGGUGCUGUUAUGGUCCAUGUCUGCUGUUCCUCUUCUAGUAUUCGGAUAUGUUUUAGUAAUACUUGGUAUUCCUUCCUGUAAACCUCUGUACACAGUGAGCUAUGCAUGCAUUACAGCAGGAGUUUCAGGCUUGAUCUUAAGUAUUAUAUUCUACAUCGUUGAUGUGAAACAUUUCAGAAAGCCCACAGUAUUGCUACAGUGGAUGGGAAUGAAUGCACUCCUUAUAUAUGCUUUGGGUGCUUGUGACCUUUUCUCGGCGGGUUUGCAAGGUUUCUAUUGGCGCUCUCCAGAGAACAACCUGGUUGAUGGCACAGAAGCAUUAUUGCAGGCCAUGCUCCACUCGAAGAAUUGGGGUACCCUAGCGUUUGUAAUACUUGAGAUUUUAUUUUGGGGUCUUGUUUCUGGGUUUCUUCACAUGAAAAGCUUGUAUAUUAGACUUUAAAAAGAUUCCAGUGUUCCCUGUAGUAACAAAAUUUUAGCAUUUACAUGAUUACGAGUCACUUUUGUUUUGUGCCAGGUAUGUAUAAAAUUUAUCUUUAGUUUUUUAAAGUUUUAAGACUGAUGUCCUGUCGUUUUCUUUUAUCAAAUCAGAAAUCUGCUGUUAGUCCC
This is a messenger RNA of Prunus persica (peach), 1794 nucleotides long. RefSeq names its product heparan-alpha-glucosaminide N-acetyltransferase. The record is from RefSeq and is a predicted model, not a curated record. The transcript is spliced from 13 exons. Bases 176 to 1627 code for a protein of 483 amino acids. Lineage: Eukaryota; Viridiplantae; Streptophyta; Magnoliopsida; Rosales; Rosaceae.